GGUGAAUGGAGCGCGUCUAAGCAGAGACAGCGGAGGACUUAACUCGCGGCACUAAAAAUAUGACAGCCCUGCAAUUUGCCCUGGUGGGCGCCAUCCUGACCCUGCUGAGCGUCGCUGACCCCAGCAAUGGAGAAUCCUACUUUGGGGACAGCUUUUGCAGUAUCCAAACCUUCCAAGAUGUCUCCAGCUUCCAUGUGACACUACAAAUGAAGACAAGUCGAAGAAGCGGCCUCCUACUCCUGGCUGCUGGAAUUGAGGAUUACCUUUUCAUUGAACUCCUAAAUGGCAAAAUACAGGCUCGGAUGAACAUGGGUGCAGGCGAGGUGAUCCUGUCAUCCUCUCAAGGUCUCCAACCGAACAACCUCCUGGAACACAAAGUUUCUCUCACACUGCAGGAUGCGAAGCUCACCAUGACAGUUGAUGACCUCUUCUCCACCUAUGUCCCUAUUAGCGAUGCUGGGGAGGAACUGAACAUUGACCAGGGCAUUUGGCUGGGAGGAACCGGAGAUCUUGACACUCCCUACCUUAACAACGCCAUUCCGCCUUUUCGUGGCUGCAUGACAAACGUCAAAUUCGAAUCCCAUGAAUUUGACAUUCUCGGUACACUCUUUAAACAAUGCCAUGACACAAAGGAAUCUUGCAGCAGCGAGUUUGAGGCAGGUGAUGGAGAAGCUACCAGUUUCAGCACUCCUGAUUCUUUUGUUUCCUUUCCCACCUGGAGCGGUGCUAGCGGCACACCAAGAGUUUUGGAAUUCCUCAUGAAGACUACAAUUGAAGACGCUCUUCUUGCAUUUCACCCCGGGAGAGAGACGGACUUCAUCGCAAUUGGUGUUGUGAAAGGCUACCUUAAAGGCGUGCUGGACUACGGCAAGGGCAUGGAGGUGCUGGAGAACAAUGAGGUGCAACUGGAUGAUGAUCAGUGGCAUAGAGUUCGGGUCCAAGUUGGUCAGGAUUCCUUUGACAUUAACAUAGACAGCCAGAUUGUCUCUCUACCUCUCGACUCUACUCAACAAUUGGACUUGGUAGGGAAUUUGUAUUUAGGAGGAAUUCAGGCUAAAAUGAAGGAUGUCUUUCGUGAGAGUAACUUAUUAAAUCGUGCGGAGGAGGAGAUGACUGCCGAGUCCUUUAUUGGAUGCUUGGGGGAAAUCAAAGUCAAUCAGAAGGAAAGAAGCCUGCAGGAUGCACUGGUGACCAAAGAUGUUCACGUAAAAUGUGAAGGAGAGGACUAUGACUAUUCCAGUUAUUACGACAUUGACGCGACAACAACAUCCCCACCGCCUAGCACCCGGUAUGUUGAUAUUGAAACAACAGAACCACAUUGCUACCCAACAGAUGACAUGCCAGUGAUAUUCAAGAAUGUGACCAGGCUCCUUGAUAUGACACCGUUGCAUGUGCCAGAAGGCGGAGAGGUAUUUCUUGACAUUGACCACCUGACCCCGACCUUUAACCUCAGUGCUGCGGAUAUGCGUCAGUCUCAGAUCAUCUUUUCUCUCAAGACUGACCCAUGGUAUGGACUGCUUGACAUGAAUAUCAACACAAAACGCAUGCAAAAAUUCACUCUACUGGAUGUCGUAAACCAGAAAAUCAAGUACAUGCACGACGGACAUGAAAAGCAUGCAGAUCGAAUUCACCUGGAAGUGGUUGCAAGCAGUAAUGGCUACCUCCCAGAAUGUCUUAAAACACCGCAUAGUUAUGUGUUACCAGUUGAAAUCAUUCCUGGCAAUUACAUUCCCCAACUGAGUGGAGGGGAAAUCACCAUUACAGAGAAUGGCAGGACUCGCAUGAGCCAGGCUCUUCUCAAAAACGCAGAUUCUGAUGCCCUCUGCGAUAAGUUGUUGGUCACCGUGGCGUCAGAACUUUCCUUAGAAACUGGUUAUUUUGAAAAAAGUCAAGAACCGGAACAGAGCAUCACAGAGUUUACCUGCAGGGAUCUGAAAGACGGGAAUAUCUAUUAUGUGCAUAAAGGGGGUGAAGCUAAUGAAAUUACCCUGGAAGUAUCAGAUGGUCGAGCUGUCAGCCACUCUGCGACUUUCAAGUUGGUUUUGACACAACCACAAAUGACUGUUGUUACCAACACUGGCCUUCUCUUGGUUCAAGGCAGCAAUGCUUCCAUCGGCAUUCAUAAUUUGGCGAUCCUCACGCAUCCUCGUAACGGAGAUGUCAUAUACAACAUCACACACCCACUCAUAUAUGGGGAAUUGAAGAUCAUGACGACGGAUGGGUUGUUAAAACCGGUACAAGAGUUCCAUCAAUCUGAUCUGGAUCAAAACUACCUAAGGUACUUCAGCACAGAUUCCACUGACCAGGAAGAGGACGUUGUUGAACAAAUUCAGUUUGACGCACACCUGGGAACGUUCUCCCUCAAGAACAACACAUUUUUAGUCAAGAUUAUGCCUUCCCCAGUGAAAGUCGCUACCCUAGUGCCACUGGAGAUGCAGGCUGGUGAAGACCAAACAAUCGGGUACGCAGAACUUCAAGCUGAGGUCAAAGGAAAAAACCCAGACCCAGAAAAUGUUAGGUACAUCCUUGUUAAGCCUCCAACAUUGGGUAGUCUACAGUUAUUGGACACAGAGUUGAAUGAAGGCGAUACAUUCACCCAAAGAGACGUUUUAGACAAUUUUAUCAGCUACAGAGUUCUAGUGCGAAGAGUUGUUGACGCUACAGAUCAAUUCCAGUUCAAAGUCUUGGCAGAGGAUCAAUACUCCCCUUUAUACACAUUCCCAAUCAGCAUCCUUGCUGAUUCUGAUGCCCCUGUUCUGAUCAAUGAGAUGCUAACUGUCCUACAUGGCAGUGAACAUGUCAUAAACAAGAAACACCUUUGGGUGGAAACAACAGUCUCUUCAGAUUUUAUGUACCAGGUCAAUGAAGAACCAAAGCAUGGACGACUCAUAAGGGACUCUCCUCCAGGGCAGCCUCGAUUCGAGGGAGCAAUCCGAGUGUUCAGUAAUGAAGACCUUCAACUUGACAGACUUAUAUACCAGCACGAUGGUUCCAAGACAGACAGCGAUGAAUUCCACUUCACAGUAUUUGAUCAGGGAGCAGACAGAUUUGGUAUUCAGGAAACAAUACGUGGUGUUUUCAAGAUACUUAUCUUAAGCAAGAAUGAACAUGCUCCAGUGCAGGUUGUGGAUAAGGUUUUCAACGUGGUCCGCCAUGGACAGCGCUUGCUGACAACUGAUGAUAUCAGUUUCAAAGACGAUGACUUGGGUUUCAAUGAUUCUCAGAUUGUCUAUGCUCGUGAAGGUAUCCUUUCUGGCAAUAUCGUCGUCGCACAGAAUCCCUCACAAUCCCUUUUCCGUUUCACUCAAGCUGACCUGCGAGAUAAAAAGGUCCUUUUUAUCCACCAGGGAGCAGACCAGGAACGCUUCCCAUUACAAGUAUCUGAUGGCUUCCACAAGACAACCGCGCUGCUGCAGAUUCAAGCCAGCGAACCCUACCUGCGAGUGGCAAACAACACAAUCAUUGUCAUUGACCACGGUAGCACUAAGACCCUUGACACAACACUGCUGAGUGCAGAGUCUAACAUGGAUAUCAGGGAUGAGCGUGAGAUCACGUUUCAAGUGACAUCACCCCCCAGCGAUGGCAGGAUUAUUGUCAGCGGGAUUGAGGCGCAAAAAUUCACACAGGAAGACCUGAAAAAAGGAGUCGUUUCCUAUGAGCACAAUUACGAGAGUCUGAGGUCCAAGGAUGCCUUUAGCUUCAUAGUCGGAGCAAGAGAACAUUCGGCGGAGGGGACGUUCCGGAUUAAAAUAUUCAAACAAGGUCACUUCUCAGAGCCUGAGGUGACUACCAAUGAAGUCAUCAUUUCUUAUGAGGGCGAGCACACCGUUAUCAACUCAGAUUUUGUCAAGGUGGAGCAAGCUGACAUUCUGCCUACAGAAAUGGUAUUCACCAUCAAAGAACCGCCUCGCCUCGGUCAUGUGGUCAAGUUGACGAACAGCACAGACGGCACGGACUCGCCAGUCCUCGACUACAUCCACUCGUUUACGCAGGAGGACGUUGAUCAUGGACGCAUCCUUUACGUAUCCGCAUCCAUCCAGGGAGUUGACACCUUUACCAUGGAUGUCAGCAAUGGUUUCACCGCAGUGGAGGACCUGCACAUCACCGUGAACAUUGUGCCCCGAAUCAUCCCCAUUCAAUCCCUCAAUUUGACCGUGAAGGAGGGUCUCAGCAUGGUCAUCAACGACAAAGUCAUCCAAAUCUCGCACCCGUUCUACAAAUCCUUCAACAUUGAAUUCGUCGUGGAGGAGCCGCCAAAGCACGGCGAGAUCCGUUUCCAGGAUGGAGACGAGCUGACUUAUUUUACCUGGGAAGAGGUCAAACUCGGACACAUUUACUACGUGCAUGACAGCAGCGAGAGCACCGAGGACAGCUUCACUAUCUCCGCCUCGGCUUAUGAGAUCAACCGACGCAGCCUUCCCGUCACCGUCGCCGUGACUGUCUGGCCCGUCAAUGAUGAGCCGCCGAAACUGAUGCGCAACACCGGGCUGGAGGUCCUCGCCGGCGAGGAGGCCGACAUCACGUCCAGCAUGCUGAAAACCGAGGACGCCGACAGCCCCGCCGAAGAAGUGCAUUACAGCGUGGAGUCGCCGACCAACGGCAGGGUGGCGUUCAAAGACUUCCCCGACGAGGCCGCUUUCAAUUUCACGCAGGCCCAAAUUGACAAUGGGGAGGUCAUCUUCAUUCACGAGGGUGAGGAGUCUGGCGGUUUCAGUUUCACGGUGACAGACGGCGAACACACGUCUCCCCUCUACAGAUUUGUGGUCACGGCCAGGCCCCUCACCAUCACCAUGGUAACGCAAGAGGAGCUCAUGGUGUUUCCAGGAACGAGGCAGCCCAUCACGAGCGCCAAUCUGGGCGCUGUCACAAACGAAGACGGAAACGAGAUCAGCUACUCGCUGGUCCAGCCCCCUCGUUUGGGACGACUGAUCCUGGCCAACGACAAAAACCAAAUGGAGGAAAUCAGUCGGUUCUCCCAGACCCAGCUGGAGUCUGGAGCGGUCUUCUAUGAGCACCAGAUGCCCGAGGAGCCCUUCUGGGUCGUGAGGGACUCCGUGGAGCUGAUUCUGUCCUCCCAGCCUGCCCCGGAUGUCCGUCACGUGCUACCCAUCACCGUCUCCUACUAUGCAACGCACAGCAACAUUUCCUCACAGCUGUGGAGGAACAAAGGUCUGGAAAUCGUGCAAGGCCAGCGGAAAACGAUCGAUGAUUCCAUCCUAGACGCUUCCAACCUCCAGGCUAGCCUUCCAGAGUCGGAGAGCGCAGAGGUGGUCUUUGAGGUGAAACGUUUCCCUGCCCAUGGACGGGUCACCCUCGGCGGUCGCGACCUACCCCGGGAUUCGCCUUACUUCACGCAGGAGAAUCUGAGUCGCAGAGAGCUGGAGUACCUCCAUGAUGAUUCAGCGGGGUCUUUUGAUAGCUUUUCAUUCAGGGCCCGUCUGAGGUCGCGGGCUGAUGGUGUGUUCUCCAACUCUGUAAUCCUAGAAGAGAUCUUCAACAUCUCUAUCAAACGUCGGGGAUCUGAGCCCCCCAAGCUCGUCACCGUUGACCAGCUACUGGAGGUUCUGCAGGGAUCUAUGAUCCUUGUGACCAAUAAGCAUCUGAACACCCAUGACGAAGACAGCCCCCCAGAUGAGGUCUACUUUAAGGUGACGAAGGCCCCGAGAAAUGGGCACAUAGUUGAUUCCCACACCAUGGACACCCUCUCUGAGUUCACCCAAGAGAUGAUCAACAGAGAGCAGGUGAGCUUUCACAGCGAUGGCAACCUUGAAAAUGGCUUCGUAGAAUUCAUCGUGUCAGACGGAGAACAUCAGACGGUGCCACAAACGCUUCACAUCGGAAUCCUAGCUCACACCCUCAUUCUGGACAAAGCGCCAGAGAUCACAGUGAAGCAAGGAGACGACGAGACUCUGGUGACAGAGGAAAUGCUGAGAGCGACCACGGGAGGUCCUGUGGAGGAGGAGGUCAUCUACAAUAUCACAAGUGUUCCCAAGUACGCGGCUGUCAUGGUAGACCGGCAGCCCACGUCAGCCUUCACCCAGAAACAGAUCAAAGAAAGAAGAGUCAGCGUUCGCUUUGUGAAGUCCACUUCGCCUCGUGACAGCGUUGCAUUUGUCGCUCGGAGUCGGGCGGCCAAUGUGUCGUCUGUUCUUAAUAUCACGGUCCAGCCUCUGGCCAAGAUCGCUCAGGAUCCUCUUCUACCCGAAGGUUCUCUUGUUCAACUCGAUAGAAAACUCUUAGAUGCAACACCCCUAGCAAACAAGACCAGGACCUCCCCAACGUUCACAAUCAUCCAGCAGCCACAGGGAGCUCGAUUUGUCAGGUCUGGCGGUCCUGAUGCAGGCCAGCCUGUGGACUCCUUCAGCCAGCGGGACCUGGAUGAAGGACGUGUUGCUGUAGAAAUCCCCAAACGCUCCGCCAAGUCCCAGGAUGCAGUCGCUCAGGAUCAGGCCCGUUUCUUACUUAAGGCUCAUGGGGUGCCCCCAGCAGAGUGUGUGCUUUCCUUUCAAACUGGCCCCUACAAUGCCUCUGGUGUCUAUCCCGCUACCCUGCUGACAGUCCCCUCAGAGGCCCCGGAAAAAGACAGUCAGGACAAGCCAAAUGUGGCUGUGCCCCCCCUUACAACCUCCGAAAGCCCUGGUUGGAAAGCCAACCAGGACCAACCCCACGGGAAUGUCCAUACCACGGCAGCCCCCUCUGACAGCAACUCACACAGGGACCCCGUGGUUUCUCGACGAGGUAACGUCUGGUCCAUUCUCAUCCCAAUCCUCGUCAUCCUCAUCCUCCUGCUCUUGGCAGCCCUCUUGGCAUACUAUCUGGUCCGUAAAAACAAGACGGGAAAGCACAACGUUCAGACGGCGGGAGCGGCCAAGCCCAAAAACGGAGAAGUAGCCGGCACGGAAACAUUUAGGAAAACCGACCCGUCUAAUAACAUCUCCAUGUCUAACAUGGAUUCCAAAGUGGCCGACCCAGAACUGGUGCAGGACUGUCGGACGACAACUCCGGUCUUGAAAAAGAACCAGUAUUGGGUUUGAGACUUUGAAACGCCCCCUGCCAGAGGUGGAUCCUCAAGUGUUUGGAGCACCGCUUCCUCCAAGUCUUCUUCUCAGUAUUAAAGACUUCUUGCCACAGCAGUUUGAUGGAUUUUUGUUCUCUGACCCCAACGGUCGCAUACUUAUCUCGUCUCAACUGUGGACUGAUUCUCAGGCACCAAAACACUGAAUAGUUGUUUGGCAAGGCGAGAGGCAGUUUGUUAUCUUCGAAUGCCGUGUAUAUUUAUUUUAUCAUUCCUCUCUGUCAAAGAGCACGGAUGACAUAAACAUGCUCCAUGUUUGCAACAAUAACAAAAAAAAAAGGUGCGCUCGGUGUGCUCGAUCAUUUUACGUGUAUAUCAAAGGCCCGCAUUACUUGCUCACCGUCUUCAAAGUAGUUUACAGCUCAUAGGGUGAAGCUGUUAAAAAGUGGACAUAAAUAAUGAAGUAAACACUUAGUUCCAGAAGUACUGUAUAUGGACACUGAGAAUUUUCAUUAUUUUUGCCUUUACACACCACCACAAUGGAUUUUGAUGAAGGCAAUCAACAUGAGUGAAUUUUGAAUUGACUACCUUUUAUGUAGAAUUCUUCAUGUUUCGUGGACUUUUUUUAAGGUGACAAAAUCGGAUGCUCUUCAGUAGCCUGAUCUUCUUUUCCUUUCGGCUUGUCCCGUUAGGGGUCGCCACAGCGUGUCAUCUUUUGCCAUCUAAGCCUAUCCCGUGCAUCUUCCUCUUUAAGUCAGUCUUCAUGUCCUCCCUCGUAACAUUCAUCAACCUUUUCUUUGGUCUCCCUCUCUUCCCUGGGAGCUCCAUCCUUACCAUUCUCCUACCAAUUUCCUCACUCUCUCGCCUCUGAACAUGUCCAAACCAUCGAAGUCUGCACUAUCGAACCUUGUCUCCAAACUUUCCAACUUUGGCUGUCCCUCUAAUGAGCUCGUUUCUAAUCCUAUCCAACCUGAUCACUCCAAGCCAGAACCUCAACAUCUUCAUUUCUGCUACCUCCAGUUCUGCUUCCUCUUGUUUCUUUAGUUUCACCGUCUCUAAUCCGUACCGGCCUUACCGCUGUUUUAUAAACUUUGCCCUUCAUCCUAGCGAAGACUCUUCUGUCACAUAGAACACCAGACACCUUCCGCUAACUGUUCCACCCCGCUUGGACCAGUUUCUUCACUUCCUUACCACACUCUCCAUUGCUCUGUAUUGUUGACCCCAAGUAUUUGAAGUCGUCCACCCUUGCCAUCUCUUCUUCCUGGAGCUUCUCUCUUCCCCCUCCACCCCUCUCAUUCACGCGCAUAUAUUCCGUUUUACUUCGGCUGAUCUUCAUUUCUCUCCUUUCCAGUCCGUGUCUCCGUCUUUUUAAUUGUUCCUUCCUUCAGUGGCCUGAUCGCAAGUCAAUAUUAUGCAGCGAAGGCUCGCUAAAGCAUCUCUAGGGGAGAAUGUCGAAUUCGGUGAGGUCCACGUCGCUCCAAACUUGAGGCGCCCGAAGACAAUGCAACUAACCCAUGCGGACUACACACUUAAAUUGCACCUUCUUGUCUUUGUUUCAAAAUCCAUCAUGGUGGUGGAAAUAGUCCAACUACUAACUGUACUGUAACUUGAUAUUUUGUCUUGUCCAGAAGAUUUCAAACUGCCUUUUGCCUGUUCUGUGCUUUCUGGUUCCUUUGUUUAUUCCGCUGUUUCUCAGGGCUAAAUUCAGUUUCAUGUCAUCACUCUUAACAUUUCAGCAGUUUGUCUUUUUCUUUUUUUUUUUUUUUUUUUUAGAUGAUUUGGUACUUAAAAAAAAUAGCUAAGCUUUCAAACUUGAAUUUAGCUCCAAAGACCGACCAUUUCUGCUUCAAAGGUUCUGGUGAGCUUCCUUUACUUGAGCGGACGCAAAGUUUGGUCUUAAACACGUCUCCGCAGGCUGAUGAUGUCAGAUUUCCACAGACGCUGUUCGGGGGCGCUUUGGGGGAGCGAUCGGGAUCGGGAUGGCGACGGCGCGGUCCGGUUUGUCGCGCGUUCAAAGCAUUCCGUGCUGUAUGUAAGCUAAAUAUAGUCGCGUACUGAGAUCAUGAAGAUUUUUUAUUUUGUAUCGAUGAAGACUGUUACUUCCUUGUUCCUUUCUGAUUGGUGAAUGUCAAUUGGAGGUUAAAAGGUCAUGUAGAACUUGAGCCGGGGUGGGGAACCUGUGGCUUGGGGACCACAUACGGCCCUGCAAGAGCAUUUGAUUCGAUUGUGGAAACAAAUUGGAGUGACUGCUAAUGAAAACAAUUAACCUACAUAUGUUCAUAUUGUAUUGUAAUGGAGCUUUCCAACCUGUCAAUCACUCAUAUAAUAAUAGCCAAUCAGAUAACCGCAUUGUCUUAACCCCUGGUUUGACACGCCCCCCUCGCCGUAUUGUCCCACAAGCAAUGCUGGUUGUCAGUAGCGUGCGCUUGGAAAAGUUAAUGUUACGAAGAAAAUGGUCACAAAUCAUGUAAGAAUAUAGUACAUAUCCACUAUUUGUAAAUAGUGGGAAUAAGCAAGUAAUGGACCUUUCCGACCUGUCAAUCACUCGUACACAACAACAACAAUAGCCAAUCAGCUUGACACGCCCCUGCCGCCAUGUUGUGCCACAACCAAUCCUGAUUGUCAGUAGUGUGCGCAUGGAAAAGUUAAUGUUACGAAGAAAAGGGUCCUCAGAUGCUCAUGGGGAACGUGCAAUUCGGAUGAAAAUAUCCUGCUAGCUUAGAAGGGAUUCGGUUGAUUCAUUUUCCAAAGCCUAAAACACAGUUGACAAAGUGUCUACGAUGGAUUAAGGCUCACGGAAGAGCACAUGUACAACUAAAUGUGAACAAUAUCAACAAUCACAAGGCUGUAUGUUCGAAUGUAAGUGAGGGGCGUCAAACUUUUUUGCAUCGAUCGCCAACAUUUCUCUAUAACUCUGACAUUGCGUCCUGCUCCGUCCAAAACCUUAAUUCCGUGUACAUAUCCUUGCGUGAAAUAGUUGAGACCUCUGUGUAGAACUCUCUUGGACAAGUCUGACGCAUUUGGCAAAAAAAAAAAAACAUACCCCAAUAUUAUCUGGAAUACGCAAUAGAGAAUCGACUUCAAACAUGUUCUGUUCAGUCGCCAUUUUGGAAGCUUGUGGGACAUGGCAAAGGGGGCGGAGCUUAAGAUCGCCAUCGGAAAGGUCCAUUGAAGACCGUGAUCGUUGUAUCAAAAUUCCUCAAUUGAAUAUGUCCAUUGGGUGUGAAAAAGGUUCCCCAUUCCUGAUCUACACUUCAAAUCUUUGUAUUUUCCUUUUUAACCACCUACUGAAAUGUCUUGAGAUUUUAAUUGUUAUAACAUCUUGAGGAUUUUUUUUCCCCUCCUUUUUAGCUGUUGGCACAGAGCUCAGGAAGUGAUGUGUUCAAAGACACUUUGUAUUCCCUGUGAAAUGUUUGGGUUUUCUUACCCCGCCAGCCCCCCCCCCACCCCAACCUCCCUCCGACAUUUCAUCCCCUUUUUUAAAUGUAAAUAAUCUGUUUCAUUCGGGGGUCACGGGGUUUCGCUGUACUCUAAUUAAACGACAUUUAAUGAAGACUAACCGCCCUUCUCUCCAGCUUGCUGCUCUCUUUUGUUUUCAUCCGGAGUUUCAUCAGCACGCCUCCCUUUUGUUCAUUCAUUAUUUAUUAUUUCUUCCACUGCCCUUACAUCACCCCUAUGCUAUAAAAUAACUUUUUUUAAACUUUAUUUUUUCCUAAAUUGAGCUUCUAGAA
Syngnathoides biaculeatus (alligator pipefish) is the source of this 10746-nucleotide messenger RNA. RefSeq names its product chondroitin sulfate proteoglycan 4 (gene cspg4). Lineage: Eukaryota; Metazoa; Chordata; Actinopteri; Syngnathiformes; Syngnathidae. The coding region runs from base 60 to 7034 and encodes 2324 amino acids. The transcript is spliced from 11 exons. The record is from RefSeq and is a predicted model, not a curated record.